Acanthoscelides obtectus is the source of this 7930-nucleotide messenger RNA. The record is from the annotation of a GenBank genome assembly. NCBI's taxonomy places the organism in Eukaryota, Metazoa, Arthropoda, Insecta, Coleoptera, Chrysomelidae.
CACCCUUUAAAAGCGUGUUAUGUUUUAACAGCAGGAUUAUUUAAUUUUUUGUAAAUAAAUUUGUAUCAAUGCAUGGGAAGUGGUCAGUCUAAUUGACUAAAUUUUUUUCCAGGUGAUUAUCGUACCUCACAGCCACAACGACCCCGGCUGGCUGAAGACCUUCGAACACUACUUCCGGUACAGCUCCUUACCUAUCAUGAACAACAUGGUGGGCAAACUACAGCAGUACCGGAAUUUGACUUUCAUCUGGUCCGAAGCUGCCUUUUUAGCAGCCUGGUGGGAAGAGGCUCACCCUAGCAAACAGAGAGCGCUCCGGGAACUGGUGCGUUCUGGACGAUUGGAGAUCACCACGGGGGGAUGGGUGAUGACCGAUGAGGCUAAUGUGCAUUUAUAUGCUAUGGUAGAUCAACUCAUCGAAGGUCACCAAUGGUUGUGGUCAAAUCUUGGAAUCCGACCUGUAUCAGGUUGGUCUGUAGACCCUUUUGGGCAUGGUAGUACAGUGCCGUACCUUCUGGCAUCGUCAGGAAUAAACGGUACUGUUAUACAGAGGAUCCACUAUGCUUGGAAACAGUGGUUGGCUCUCAAACAGUAUGGUGACUUUCGAUGGACCCCAGCGUGGUCACCAUCCGCACCCUCAGCAACGCUCCUAACUCACAACCAGCCCUUCGACAUCUACUCGAUUAAACACAGUUGUGGUCCCCAGCCGUACGUCUGCCUCAACUUCGACUUCCGCAAAGUGCAAGGGGAGUACACGGAGUACUCACUGAAGGCACAGCCUGUCACUGACAAGAACGUUAAAGAAAAGGCCGAGUUGUUACUCGAACAGUACUACAAGACCGGAUCGUUGUUUCCGCAUAAUGUCGUACUUAUGCCUUUAGGUGAUGACUUCCGUUAUAAUAUUAGAGAAGAAUGGGACCAACAAUACCUAAAUUAUAUAAAACUCAUCGACUAUAUCAAUGCCCACAAAGGAGAAUAUAAGGCAGAAGUGAUGUUUGGUACUCCAUCUACAUAUUUUCAGGAAAUAGUGAAACGAUACUCACAAUACCCAACGCUAAAAGGUGACUUUUUCGUCUACUCUGACAUUUUCACAGAAGGUCGACCUGCUUAUUGGUCGGGAUAUUUCACAACUCGGCCCUUUAUGAAACUGUUAGACCGAGAACUAGAGGCAAAUCUGAGAUCAGCUGAAAUACUGUAUACAGUCGCUUUGAACAGUGCUAAACAGAAUCGGUUAACUUCCUAUUUGAAGGUUUUGGAGCGGGAUUUUGAGAAACUUGUGAAGGCGAGGAGAAAUUUAGCAUUGUUCCAACAUCACGACGCAAUCACAGGUACUUCCAAAUCGUUCGUAAUGCGCGACUAUGGCCUUAAAUUGUUCGAGGGUAUCCGAGAUGCCACCUCGGUACAACAGAACUGCAUCCAAAGCUUCUUGUUCCCUAAUGUUCCUAUAAAACCGGAUCACAAUCUGGUACUCAGUGAUAUUGAAAGGGAGAGCUACGAGAAAGUUCCUAGAAAAACGGUUGUACAGGUUGGCCCAAUGGGAGUGAAUCAUACAAGGAAGAUAGUACUUUUUAAUCCACAUACAAAACCUACCGAACACCUGGUGCAGCUUAGAGUUAACACAAGUAAUGUGAAAAUAACAGAUAGUGAUGGAAAUGACGUACUGUUUCAAGUUAAUCCUCUGUUAGACAUAACAGAAAAUGAUAAGAUGUGGAUAGCAGCCGACGAAUUUGAAGUGAUUUUCAUAGCGAAGUUACCAGAGCUUUCAAUCACAGCCUUUAAUUUAAUAUAUACGACUGAUAAUAACGAUAAACUAGCAACUAUCUAUUGUAAGAAAUGUCAACGGAAAACGACAAUAAUCACCCAGGGUGAUGUGAAAAACCGCCAAGUGCUCAGGGCGAAUUUCAAAAUCAAAGAUAUUCCACCUGGUGACAUCCAGUUAGAAAACAGCAAAUUUAAGAUCCUGUUCAACGGCAACACGGGCUUCAUGAAGACUAUCACAAGGAAACACAAUCCGAAAAUAAUGCAGUGCGGAAUACAGUUUGCAGCUUAUAGAAGUGCCCAGUUUCAUUCAGGUGCCUACCUGUUCAUGCCUGAUCCUAACGAAAGGGAUUACGAAAAGGAUGUCCUUCAGCAGUAUAAGGAUCAAAAGACAAUAAUGAUCAUUACAGGUCCUGUCUCCACGGAAAUAACUGUAAUGUACGGCCCCUUUUUGAUGCACACUGUUUCUGUGUAUCUCACAGAAAACUCGACAUUAUCCGAUUUGAUAGCAAUAGAAAACAUCGUGGAUUUCGAAAGCCCACCAAAGAACCGUGAGACUGAACUAUUCAUGCGUAUCGUGUCUGAUGUCCAAAAUGGAGAACCGCCUGAGUUCUACUCGGACCUGAACGGGUUCAGUAUGCAGAAACGAGUGAAGGUGGAACGGAUUGGCGUGGAAGGUAACUAUUUCCCCAUUACUUCCAUGGCAUAUAUCGAAGACCAAAACGUAAGGCUUAGUUUGUUGACAAAUCACGCACAAGGAGCUUCCAGUUGGCAGCCGGGAUAUCUUGAGGUUAUGUUGGAUAGAAGGACACUCUACGAUGAUGCUAGAGGUAUGGGUGAGGGCCUGGUAGAUAACCGUCGCACAGUCAGCAAAUACUUCCUCCUAAUAGAAGACAUCUCUCCAAGCAAACCCAACGCUGCCUGGCAAAAUAAACGUUUCAAUUCUAUCGACGACACUUACGAAAAAGACGAAGUCGUACGCGCCUUCAACGUUCCCACCGAAAACCAACACGCCAUCAAACAGGCUUUUUCACGUCCGUCACUCUACGCCAAUCACAUGUCAAACGUUCUCAACUACCCGACCAGCAUCUUCAUCGUGGACACCGAUCAUCAGAUAAAUAUAAAUCGAUCUGUGAAACUGUUGAACAAACAGUUUCCAUGCGAUAUGCAUCUGUUGAAUCUGCGCACCCAACCUGACGCUGUGUAUUCUCAAUUUCCUUCUUCCAGUGCUCUUAUGGUUCUGCAUAGGCAGGGUUACGACUGCGUGGUGCAUUCAAAUUACACCUGCAGUGUUGCCAAGUUUGAUAAGAGUACGAACUUUGAAUUGGUGACUGUUAGGGAUAUAGAGGUGAAAUCGUUGACUGGCAUAGAUACUUUUGGGGCUUUACGGGGGUUAGGGGAUGUUUAUAUUGAGCCGAUGUCUUUGAAAACGUUCAAUGUUACGUUUGGUUGAACAAAAUGAUAGUGAACUAGUAAUAUAGCUAUCGUCCGUCCGACCACAGACGAUUAACCAGGGUCAGGUGUUUCGUGCUUUUUAGCAACCUAUCAUCAUGGUCUAGACUUGGUCUUAGGUAGGACUUCAAACGAAAACCGGGCAACUAUCCUCUAUCCAGGAUAUAAGGCCUAUCGAAAUAAGACAGAACAAAGUGCUAUCUCUUACUAGAAUCGACCACUGCGAGAGUAAUACAACUGUCUGUUGAAAUUGGCAAAUUCGAAUAGAUUAGAAGGAGCCAAGCAUAUAUGUUUACAUUGCAUUAUUUGACGACAAAACUGCAUUGUUUUAGUUUUUUACACCGAACCAGCCACGCAGGCAGAAGCCUUCAUGCCAGGGCACCGCGGCUGCUAUGAGGGCUUAAAGAAACUUUGUUGAUCCGAUUUUUGAACUGCCUCAACUUAGUAGUACUGAAAAAGGCUUGCUCACGGAGAUUCUUCCACAAUCUCGAUACCCGAAUGGCGGUCGUAUCGGCCAGUUGUGGACGAAGUUCGACACGGUUAGAAUGGGAGGCCAAAGUUCUGUCUGGUCUGUCUGGCAGGCACUUUGCGCGGCGCUUCAUGGACAAGAGUUCUGAGGAGCAAAGCCUGUUUGCGUAGCUAGAGCCGGUGCGAAAGGGUCCCGAGACUGUAAAAGAUAACACUAAAAAUACGAAUUUGAUGACAGAAGUGUAAAAAAAUUAUGUCAAACCCACUUGUAGUAUGCACUAUCAUCCUGACUAAAGUUUGAGAUUUUGGAGUCAAACAAAUCGUUGGCUUGAUCUUCCUAGCUAGUCUGAAUCCGUUAGUUGCAACUGUAUCCCAGUUCGCAUUUGACAACCUGGUCACCACUGUGGCCGCCAGAUGCCGCCGAUUCUGGUGAUAUAGGAGAUAAGAUCGACUCGCCAUUGAACAAACUAGUAGUACAGCAUGCAGCAGAAAGUUUAUUCAAUGGAGAGUAUACUGUAUCUACUAGAGCAGCUGAAUCAGCGGACUUUGAUACGGUUCUCACAGAGAGCUUGCUAUUUAACUCUCUAUUCUGGUAAUUGAUGGCACUUUGUGCUGUCUUAUUUAGAAUGAUAAUGAUUUCCACCGUUGACUAACAUAUUCAAUCAGAAAUUACCCAACCUAAUUGAAAGCUGUACUUGCGUGAAAGUAAACAGACGUACUGUGGCGCGGCCUCUUAUGCGUACGACUAAAAACGUAAUGAUGACUGUCUGUAGGUGUCUGUGCUGUGAUCUCUCGGACUGUUGCCCAGGUUGAUAAACCUAUUUUUCCGUCGUCAAGAUAUUCUGAGAAAAUUAAAUUUUAGAAAUAAUCAAGAUGGAAGUAGAUUAGUGAUCUCCCUAGAGGAUGAUUUUCAUGUUUAAGAAUGAAAUAAACUUCUAAGGGAUUUACAAAGAUCCAAAUAUAGUACGGGGUUGGUUCUUGUUGAAUACGUUAAUCAAUGAUCAUAGGUAAUUUUUGUUAGUUUAUCGAACUAACAAAGUGCAAAAUCUCCAUAUUUUGAGCAAAAAAUUAUAAGGAUUUUUUGAACAUAUUAUGGAGACCGAAUUUCAACACCUGUUAAACAAGCGAGCACCCUCUAAACUAAACGGUUCAGUGUUGUCGAUUGUUAAGUACUCCCAUUAUGACUCCUUUAGUUUUAGCUUUUAUUGUUAGAUAUUAUGCUUUGUGUUUUACAAAUAAAUGUGUGGUAUUAUUGUACAUUUCGUAUCAGACAGAUUCCAGUAGUAUAUAUUUAUGCAUUUAUAUAUGUGAGUUUACUAUAGAGGAGACAAGACUUCAGUAGAUUUAUCUGUUACUUCCAUUCCACCUAUCCAUAAAAGAUAGUCUGCCUUUGGUACUUUAUACUUCCCACGCUGCUGGCGAGGGAUUAUUGCAAUCGCGAAAAAUUUCGUAAAUGAGACAUGUAUAGGCAGCAGCGGUCUCUUGAUCAGUCGCCGUGCGCUGUGCGGGUUCGAAUCCCGUUCCAAGAGAAAUUUUUCUCUUGGCUAUGGAUGUUGUGAUUGUCCGUAGGUGGUAGACGGUCUCUGACUGUCGAAUGCAGAGAUACCACCUGGCGAAUCUGGUAGGCGGGGCCAGAAUGUGUGCAUGUUGCAUUCUCACGUGUUCCCCCCCUUACCCCUGUAUCCCCCUAUAGCAUCACGGUACCCCAUGGGUGUUUAAGCUUUAGGCCUUCGUGGUGGUUGGAGUAUAAAAAAAAUGUACAUCACGAAAAACCAUUUCACUCAUUUUUCUUGUCCAUCAGUCUGUCCGUUCGCUAAUCCUUGGCCCACGAAAAACGUGGAAAGUACCGCUCGGAUUUUGUUGAAAUUUCCACUCAAGGUUAUUACUUUGCCAAGGACGAAAAAGCAUUGGUUUUUGAAAAUCGGUUCAGUGGCGGCGGUGCUAGGAGCAAAAGACGAAAAAAAUUGCUUAAACAUCGUUUUUUGACGUUUCAAAGGUCCCUGAAGAUUUCAAGAAGAAUUUUUAUAGGGGGUGGAAAGGGGGUUGAGUGUUAUAGGGGGUUGUCGGGUAGGGGAGGUUAUGACUCUAUUUUCGGGCGUAAAUAUGUUAGUUCAGUUUACCCAUGGAGCGUCCAGAAGAUUUUCUCAGGGGGCGAUGAUCGGCAAAAUACAACAUUUUGUGAAAGUGUAGGGUGGGUAGCAAAUAUUCUCAGUGGGGACCACAUCCUAAAAGAUUCCAAAAUGGUACAAAGAAUCAUGCUAUUUAGCAUGAAAUAAAAUAAUCUUAAUAAGGGAGGCUCCCCUGAGACAUUAUUAUACAUAUUUCACAUAUCGUAGAUUUUCCCUUACGUUUGCCUCAGUGUGGUGUGUCAUGCGAGUUUUUCCGGGUCACCGAUUUUUUUGUAGAUCUAACGAUUUCAGUUCUACGGAAAUACCUAUUUUAAUGCGAAAUCUGACGAUAAUUUUUUAAAACUCUGCGAUAGUAUAUUUCUGAUAUACCAUAAUUCAACGAAACUCAGGAAUAGUGCACCUUGCCACCCCGCUCCUCAACUUUGGAUUUGGUGCACCCCUGCGCUCGAAAUUUUCAAUUACAGACACAUUUUUGUUGUAAUGUUUACCGAAAUCUACCGUAAAAUUUCGCACAAAUCUACCGAAAAUAGAUCGACUAUACCUAAUUUCUACCAUUAUCGAAUGGGUGGGGACACUGGGGACUAUGGACGAAUUGGUAUGAGCCUCUUUGUCUGACUUGAUCUAUUUAAUUUUUUUAUUAUAAAUAUUCGUCGCGAACAUAAUACUCUAUGAACUGAUGACAGCAUUGAUGAUGACAACCUACUUGACGCCAUUUUUUUAAUCAGACAUUACUACUCUCUCCUUCCGUCAAUUCUGAAUAUUGCUCAGUAUUUGUUUUUGAGACUGCAGGAUGAAUCUACUGGAACAUCAGUUUUGUCUAUAAACUCCCAGAGAUCCUUUAUACAGAUUACGCAGUUUUUUUAACCUAGUAUGAUUUUAAAAAAUGAAUUGUGAUAUUUUCUAGUCUUAAGGAAUUACAACACCGCAUCAAACAAUAUUAAACUAAUAACAGAUAUUUUUUGGCAACUCAGUGGUCCAUUUAUAGAAAUGCAUUUUGAUUUUAACAGUUAUUUCCAUUCUUCAAUAUCUGCAAAUAUUUACAGAAAAUUGAUUAUAGUUACCUAAAAAACGAAUAAUUAUUGUGAUGGUAAAUUUCAAUAAAUGGACAAUGUUGGUUGGAUUUCAAAAUCAAGGGAAAUAUAUAGCUCUAUUGGUUGAGAUAUCUAAGAAAAUUGUAAUCAAAUCAGAUUGAAUAUUUUUAACUUUUUCAUUAGAUAUGUGAGUGCGUGAGUGAAGAAACAUAGGUAGCUAAAACCUAUUUAUACCCUUUAAUAUUCAGAUAUACUACUGUAUUUAUUUUGUUUAAAUACUUGCCACAUAGUCUGGGCUAUAUCUUCGCAUCUGAUGGGACAAAUAUUCUAAUUCGCAUUGUUCGCAUAAUCUCAUUCAAAAUGGUCCCCUUUAACAAAUCUACAUAUUGCCAGACCCAAAUUUGCUUCAAGGGUGUUUAAACAAAUUUCAAAUAUUAUUUAUUUUUGCUCUGGUCAGUGUUUUUUAGGUUUUUUAAGAUAAUCUGACCAAAAAACUGUCAACUAAGAAAGGUUCUCUAUCACCUUUUUUUGUUCAGAAUGUCGCAAAAACCCUAAACAAUCUUUGACGAAAGUAAAAAGACAAUUUUUGAAAUAUGUCUAAAACAUUUUUGUCGAAAAUUUGGGCCCGGCAACAUCCAGAUUCGUUGAUAUUAUGAAUUAAUGAGAUGUAAAAAAUUCGAUUCGGAGUAUUUUCAUAUCAGAUGCAAAAAUUAUCGCAUGGAAGUAAUCAGGAGACAAAACUUCUAAGGUUGUGUAUUAAGAUUUGAUUUUUUGUUCAAUUCUACUGUAGAUAAUUGUAUAUAAAAGCUUGUUCUGUUCGUCCAGGAUAUAUAUUAUGUGUAUGAUUUUAAUUCCCAAUUCAAAUAAUUAAUACAAAAUUGUGUUGGAAGGUAAUAAAUAAUAUUAACGUAAAUAAAAAGGAAGCAUAUACGCGCCAUGCUUUGUAGAUUUUUUAUGUAUAGUUCAAUGUAUAGUUAGAAGAAUAUGGCAAUUUUAUUGUGUAAAAUUAAAGGAGUGACUGUUAUAUGAAUCAAACGUGUCGGCACUUCUAGGGUUUCAUAUUUUAUUUUUACAAAAAUAAAAUAUUUUGAUUUA